AUGAACAUAUUUUACGCUAUACAAGCGUCUGUUCUAGCUUUAUGCAGUGCCCAAACACUUCAUAUAUUCUUGCUCCCUUCGCUGCUUGUUCUGUCAAACAUAAGUGGGGGCGUCAAAGCAGAGAUCAGUCGGCUGGCAAACUCUUGCCCGGGAACCAUUAAUAAUUAUACAGAAGCAAGCAAAUUUCAGUCAAAUCUUAAUCGCUUGCUGAGUAUUAUUAUUUUGUUUCGCAUUAUUAGUAACGACUAUACAGAAGGAAGCAAAUUUCAGUUUAAUCUUGGCCGUUUGUUAUACAGAUCACUAUACAAUAAUGGUGGCAAUUCCAUCUAUGCAAAUCGCAGUGAAGGAGAAGACCCUGAUAAAGUUCAUGGAGUAUUCCUUUGUAGAGGAGACGUUGCACCUGAAGUUUGCCAAAGAUGUAUAGACGUGGCAACUGAGCGGAUAUUGCGCGAAUGUCCUCACACGAGAGAUGCAAUCAUAUGGUAUGAUGAGUGUUUGAUCCGCUAUUCUAAUGUAUCUUUCGUCUCCGCCCUGGACUACUCAGGUGGUAGCUUUUUGUAUAACGCAGGAAACGUUUCGCGGCCAAAACAAUUUAAGCGGAUUUUGGGUUCAAUGUUUGAUAACCUUACCUUUCAAGCUACUUCAGUCAAUCCCAACCUUAAAUAUGCUGCAAAUUCUGAUGAAUUUGAAUCGUUUCAGACGUUGUAUGGCAUGGUGCAGUGUCUACCUGAUUUGUCAGCUGUAGAUUGCCGCGCUUGCCUUAGUACUGCUCUUUCUGCAAUCGGUACUCUACUCUCUGACGCCAGAGUACCACGCGGAUGCAGGGUUCUAUAUGCAAGCUGCAAUUUAAGGUAUGAGCUAUAUCAGUUCUUAAAUCCUGGUGGACGGCGUCCGGGAGCGCCACAGCCAUCGACCAGCCAGGGUAACGAGAAUAAAGGUGGAAAUACCUCGAAGACAAAGCUUAUUAGUAUCAUCAUUGGUGUUAUAGCACUGUUGGCUGUUGUACUAGCAGGAACUAGUUUUUACCUUGUGAAAAGAAGACGACGAAUAGCUAAAGAUGGGGACGGAAGUAGUCAAGAAACUCAAUUGCUCAACAUGAUAGAAGAAACACUUGCUGAAGACUUUUCGAAUGAUGAUUUUCGCUCAGAAGCGAGGUCCAUAGAGUUUCCAGUUGUAAAACUAGACCUCAUUAGAGCAGCUACAGAAAAUUUUUCUGAAGAACACAAACUCGGAGAAGGUGGAUUUGGUCCAAUGUACAAGGGAACACUAGCCAAUGGCAUAGCAAUUGCGAUCAAGAGGCUCUCCAGAACAUCUGGUCAAGGGCUGAAAGAGUUCAAGAAUGAAGUCGUCUUAAUCGCCAAAUUACAGCACAGAAAUCUCGUGAGGCUCUUGGGUUGCUGCAUAGAGAGAAAUGAAGCAUUGCUUAUCUAUGAGUUCAUGCCCAACAAAAGCUUGGACUUCUUCCUCUUCGAUUCAAGAGAAAGCGAGAUUCUGGAUUGGAGACAGCGUCUCCACAUUAUCAAGGGAAUAGCCAGGGGUGUUCUUUAUCUGCACGAGGAUUCUCGACUGAGAAUCAUUCAUAGGGACCUAAAAGCUAGCAACGUUUUACUGGACAAAGAUAUGAACCCGAAGAUAUCAGACUUUGGAAUGGCAAAGAUGUUUAGCGGAAAUCAAUGUGAAGCCAAUACAAAUAGAGUUGUUGGAACCUAUGGAUAUAUGGCCCCUGAGUAUGCAAUGGAAGGACUCUUUUCUACUAAAUCAGACGUUUUCAGCUUUGGAGUUCUGGUGCUUGAGAUAAUAAGUGGGAGGAAGAACACUGGCUAUAUUUCCGAACAUGGGCAGAGCCUCCUUAAUUUUGCAUGGAAAUUGUGGUGGGAAGGGCAAGGAUUAGAGCUUAUGUACCCUCGCUUAUCGCAGUCCUGUGUGGCAGCUGAGAUAAUAAAAUGCAUCCAUAUCGGGUUGCUCUGCGUUCAACAAGAUCCAGCAGAUAGACCUACCAUGUCCGCUGUAGUUUUUAUGCUGGAAAAUGACCCUCAAACGCUUCCACAACCAUCGCAGCCUGCAUUUUCUAUUGGGCGAAUUGUCGUGAGAUCAGCUGAGCCUCGAUCUAAUAAUCAAUUGUGCUCCAAUAACGAGGUCACUUUGUCAAUUCUAUCACCCAGAUAAUGUUUGAAUCUAUUGCUGUAGUAAGUAUUCUGACUAUAGUAUAGACUGUCAAUUCUUCCACAAGGACUUGUUCCAUUCACAGUAAGUUGAUGCAGAGAUUAUCAUACAGAACUUACAAUUCCAAGAUAUAUAAUUACCGUAUUAUUAAGUGCAUGUACAUUUCCUCGUGGAUGUUUUGGUUCAUACUACUAAGAAGGGAUAUACGUAUGUAUA
Molecule: messenger RNA, 2379 nt
Organism: Nicotiana attenuata
Lineage: Eukaryota; Viridiplantae; Streptophyta; Magnoliopsida; Solanales; Solanaceae
Product: cysteine-rich receptor-like protein kinase 15
Exons: 8
Coding region: 1-2166 (721 amino acids)
Biological process (GO): protein phosphorylation
Molecular function (GO): ATP binding; protein serine/threonine kinase activity
Source: RefSeq, a predicted model, not a curated record